Adineta steineri is the source of this 2154-nucleotide messenger RNA. The record is from the annotation of a GenBank genome assembly. NCBI's taxonomy places the organism in Eukaryota, Metazoa, Rotifera, Eurotatoria, Adinetida, Adinetidae.
AUGACGAUCGGCACCACAUUGGAAACAUCAACAGAUUUUUUAUUUUCAUCAUUAACAAGUGAAGAUACAACAAUGCGAUUUUCAUUAACACCAUAUUCAGGUGAAAAAGGUUUUCAACAAUGGAAAGAUGCUAUUUCAGUUGCAAUAAGAAUGCCAGGUGGAGUACCACCUUCAAUUCGUCAAAAAUUAUGGAUUUCAUUAGCAAUGAAUUAUAUUCGUGAAAUACAUCUUGAUUGGGAUAAAACAUGUCGAUUUGCAUUUAAUAAUUGUUCCAAUCCAGAUGAUGAUCAACUUGGUAUUCAAAUCGUUAAAGAUCUUCAUCGAACUGGUUGUAGUUGGUCAUCAAAUGAACAUGAUCGUGCAACAUUAAAACGUGUUUUACUUGCAUUUGCACGUUAUAAUAAAUCAAUUGGUUAUUGUCAAGGUUUAAAUAUUUUAACUGCUGUUAUACUUGAUGUUGUUGAUAUGAAUGAAGAAUAUGCUUUAAUGAUAUUAAUCUAUUUAAUCGAUAGUAUAUUACCAAAUUUUUUUGAAAAUAAUUUACGUGCAUUAGCUGUUGAUAUGGCUGUUUUUCGUGAAUGGUUAAGAGUUUAUAAUGGUAAAUUACAUUUACAUUUACAAAAUCUUCAAUCAUCAUCACAUGAUGCAUCCGGAACAAUUUAUGAACCACCUUUAUUGAAUGUUUUUACAAUUCAAUGGUUUUUAACAUUGUUUGCAACAUGUUUAUCACGACGAGUAGCUUUACGUGUUUGGGAUGCAUUAAUGAUUGAAGGAAGUGAAGUUUUAUUUCGUACUGGACUUAUAAUAUGGUCGAAAUUAGCUAUUCCGGUUUUGAAAGUAUCCACUGCUGAUCAAUUUUAUUCAGUUAUGGCACAAUUAUCAGUACAAUUAUUAGAUGAAAAAAUUAUUGAUGCAGAUAAUUUAAUCAAAGAAAUCUAUAAUUUUGGUGUAUUUCCAACUCCUAUUUUAUCUGAAUUACGUCAAAAAUUUUCAUUUAAUAUAACACCAUUUCAACAAUUAUCUGCAGCUGCGACAAAUCCACCAGAGAAUGAAAAAAUUAAACGAACAGUUCAACGAACGAAUAGUGAUGACCCAAAAAUAAAAAAUAAUAAACGAUCGAAAACAAAAACGAAUACAAAUAAUGAUGAUGAAACAGCAACCGUAGGUGAUGAAGAUAUGGCUAAUUUUGUUUCUUGUUUUGCAAUGUUAUCUUCUUCAUCACGCAAUAAUCGACUUGAACAUCAUCCAAAUGAUUCGAUAAGUAGUAAUAAUCCAACAGCAUUAUCACGUUUAACACCUGGAGCUUAUUCAAAUUUACCAACAACACAUAAAACAAAUACAAUUGAAGAUUCUCUAUCACUUGAUAUAAGUCAACUUCGACAACAAUAUAGAAAACUGAAAGAUCGUAAUAAACAAGUACAAGUUAUUAUUCAAACUGCUUCAAAUGAACAAAAACAACGAACACGUGCACCAUCAAUUCAUCCAUCAGUAACAAAUGCUACAGAAACUUUUCGACGACCAACAGUUUCUUCAAUGGAAUCUUCUACUUCGAGAUUACCAUCUGUUUGCUCCAUAUCAGAUGGUCCAUUAAUUAAUCAUUUAUUAAUUAAACCAACAGAUGUAAAACGAAAUCAAUUCAAAAAACCUGUUUCUCUCAAAUCAACUUCAUCAUCAACUGUACCUGUGCAAGAUCAUCGACAAUCAAAAGUAAUUCAGCCGAUUACGACUGAAAUAAUUCCACAACCAACAUCUUCUCGUUCCAAAGAACAAGAAGCUGCUGAAGCAGCUGAAUUACAAGAUGAAAUCGAUCAACUUUUAAUAAGUCUUAAUCUUGAAAAACCAAUACCAACGCCAACACCAAUAUCAUCUAUAAAUAUAACUGAACAACAGCAACAACAACAACAAAUUAUAAUUGAAGAAAAUGUUCAACUUGAAACUGUUGCACGAACACUUUAUAAUUAUGAAAAAAGUCAAGUAACAACAAAUGAAAAAAAAGAAACACCAAAUUUUAUUGAUCGUUUAUUAACAUCACGUACUGUACAAAUACCUAAAUAUUCAUCAUUUAAUCCAUUUCCUUCACGAUCAUUCAAUGAAAAUGUUGCUGUUAAUGGUUAUAAACUUGGUUUAUAUGCACCUGAUCCAGCCAAUCGUUAA